This is a messenger RNA of Debaryomyces fabryi, 1233 nucleotides long. RefSeq names its product S-adenosylmethionine-dependent methyltransferase. Lineage: Eukaryota; Fungi; Ascomycota; Pichiomycetes; Serinales; Debaryomycetaceae. Bases 1 to 1233 code for a protein of 410 amino acids. The record is from RefSeq and is a predicted model, not a curated record. The transcript has a single exon.
AUGGAUUUUGAUCCGCUAUCGCUAUUCACACCCAGUGUUAGCAAAGAAGAUUAUAUUGAAACCAAUAAUACAUGCGAUGUAAACCAUAAUACCUAUUCAGAUAAUAAAAUAUUGGUUGACUUUGAAGACAAUAAUUUUCAACCAGUACAUGUACUUGAUUUGCCAUUAUUACAGAUGAAGCCACCGGCAGAAGUUCUCCUAACCUUUUUGAAAUUAUUGUCUCCCGAAGAAGUUUACAAUUUUACUAAACCGGAGAGUGUUAAUGAUGAAGAUAAGGAAAUCGAUACGAGGAAAACCUUCGAAAAUAAAGAAAUCACAGAGGAAUUAUUAGAUGCUGCAUUGGAAUGGCUAAUAAACUUCUGUCCUAGAUUCAACAACAAGUUAAAGCUAUCCUAUUUACCAUAUUUAAGUGCAUCACUAAAAAAAAACUAUGAAAGUCAAUAUAACGCAUGGCUAACACGAAUUAUUUCUAGUGAAUUACCCUGGGUUACCGAUCCUGAGCUUAAAAGAAUCAUUAGUAAAGAAGCAUCUUUAAGACUAGCAGAAAAUUGUGGACGUACGGCACAACCAGAAAUCAUUAGAAAAAUUGCAUUACCUAACCUUUCAAAGUAUUUGAAAGGAACUGAAUACAUUAAGCUCAAAGAGCCAUCUUUGACAAACGAUAAUCUCGGUUUGAAGACUUGGGGAUCAUCAUUGAUUUUAGCAAACAGAUUAAUUAAUAAAAAUAAAUCAGGCGAAGAAUAUUUAGCUGGCCCAGUAUUGGAAUUGGGAUCUGGUACUGGAUUAGUCGGAAUCGUUAGUUCUAUAUUAGGUUAUGAGACGUAUCUAACCGAUUUAAUAGAGAUAGUCCCCAAUCUUCAGGAUAAUGUGCAAUUAAAUGAUAUCAAUGCUAAUGUUGACGAGUUAAAUUGGUGUGAUCCUUCGAGUUUCACAUUAAAAUAUGGAAACGAUAAGAAGUUUAAUACCAUUGUUUUGAGUGACCCAAUAUAUUCUUCCAAACACCCAUACUGGGUUGUAGAUAUGGUAGAAAAAUUCAUAAAUUGUAAAAAUGCUAAUUCAAGAGUUUUAAUUCAAAUUCCAUUACGUCCAACAUUUGAAGACGAGAGAAGUUUAUUAUGGGAAUUAAUGAACAAGAAUUUCUUAGAGAUUGAACAUGAAAUUGAAAGUGGAUUCGAUGAUUUCGGAGAAAUGGGAUUUUGUUUUAAAAAAUUCAUUAGAAAAACGUCUAUAUAA